This is a messenger RNA of Vespula pensylvanica (western yellowjacket), 873 nucleotides long. RefSeq lists its product as uncharacterized. The coding region runs from base 103 to 873 and encodes 256 amino acids. The record is from RefSeq and is a predicted model, not a curated record. Lineage: Eukaryota; Metazoa; Arthropoda; Insecta; Hymenoptera; Vespidae. The transcript has 6 exons.
GAUUCUUAUAAUUAUUAUAGUAAAUGGUUUAAUUCAAACGAAAUUGUAAAUAAAAUAGAAAAUGUGACUCCCGUAAGUGUUGAAAUAAAUAUUAUAAAAGACAUGAUGGAUAUGUUUGAAGAAAGUUUUCGACAGAAGGAAGUACAAUUAAAUAAUAUGAACAUUCAAUUGAACAAUACUGACCAAGAAAAAUGGAUUAUAAGAGAUCAGUUUUGUUGUCAAGUGUGGAAAUUUUCACACGAUCAUGAUUUUUCACAAGUUUUUCAACAUUAUCCAUACAUUAUAAAUUCAAUUAAACCUCAUAAUUGUCCUCAUAUUAACGAAGUUAAAAGUAUUAAAAAUGAAAACAAUAAUAGAGCAGAUGUGCAGAAUAAUGCAGAAAAUAUUCAAAAGCUUUCGAAAGAAAUUGCUAUUUUAACAAAAAAAAUACUUAUUAUUACUAUUAAUAGAAAUACACAAGAGAUAACAAUAAAAAAUUUGUCCACCAAAUUAGAACAAUUACAAUUAUUUUCAGAAAAAAUGGUGGAACUUCUUAGGUUAAUAUCUAGUGUUGAGAAGUUAAAUGAUAAUAAAAAAUUUGAAAAUAAUGAUUUAAAAUACAAAAAUAAUAACUUGAUAGUUCAUGCAAAUAAAGAUAAUACAUUGGCAUUUACUACGGCAAAAAAACUUCUUGGGCAAUUCAAGCAACUUUCUCCUGUUUUAACUAAAAACAGUAUCACAUCAAAAGCAAUGGCUGCAAAUAAUAACACAAUAGAGCGUUUCAUUGAAUGUGAUAAAAAGUUAAAAACCAAAUUUUCAUUAAAAAUACAAAGUAAUAUAUCUUUAAAGUUUGAGCAAAAUAGACGUCUUAAACAAAAAGAGAAAAAAUGUUAA